This is a messenger RNA of Macrosiphum euphorbiae (potato aphid), 906 nucleotides long. The record is from the annotation of a GenBank genome assembly. NCBI's taxonomy places the organism in Eukaryota, Metazoa, Arthropoda, Insecta, Hemiptera, Aphididae.
AUGUCGCAUCAAAUAAUAAAAUCUAAUAAAAAUACGGAAAAAGUUUGUUUUAAUGGCCACAUGUAUACGAAACAUUACAGCACUUUAAUAUCUGAUGUUUGGAGGUGCUCUAAGGCGUCGAGUCUCAAGUGUCCAGGCAAAUUAAAAACAUCGAAAGAAAAUCCUACUGAAAUACCAAUAAUCGAUAAAGCACAUACUCAUUCUCCAGACACGCAUGAAGUUGAAGUCAAUAAAUGCUUAGCACGAAUGAAACAUAAGGCAGCAACUACGUCAACAAAUCCAAUUGAGAUUUACUGUGAAGAACUUGGAAGCUUGGAUAAUGAAACUCGAGCUAAGAUGCCACCAGAAACAAUUACUAAAAGAACUCUUCGAAAUCAACGAUCAAAAAAUAAUUUAAAAGAACCCAGACAUUUAGAUGACUGUGUAAUCGAAGGUGACUGGGCACUAACAAAUGAUGGACUUAGAUUAUUACUAAAAGAUAGUAUAGAAGAUCAAUUUGAAGACAGAGUUAUCAUAUUCGCCACUGAUAAAGGGUUAAAACAUCUUACCGAGGCGGAUACAUGGAUGUUCGAUGGUAACUUUGCAAUGGCACCUUCUAUUUUUCAACAAUUAUACGUAAUAAGAGUCAAAAUUCAUGAUUUGUAUAUAACUACAGUAUAUUGUUUAUUAGAAAAAAAAACGCAAACUACUUAUGAAUAUAUGUUACAAUCGUUACUUAAUGCAUGUCAUAAUCAAAACUUGUAUCCAGACCCUAUUAAUGUUCAUAUUGACUUCGAAAAGGCAGCUAUAAAUGCAGUCACAUCUAUAUUAGGUGAACAUGUAAAUAUAAAAGUUUGUUUUUUUCAUUUAACGCAAAGUACCUAUAGGAAAAUACAAUCCCUUGGUUUGGUAAAUUUAUACACAUAA